CCCUCGGUGCCGGUGAUGACCCUGAACACGCAGCCCGGGAGCAGGAGCCCGCUGCGGCGGAGGGCCAGCACCCCGCUCCCGCGGCCGGGCGGCUCCGGGGCCGCUUCGCCCUUCCACCCGCAGCUCGGCCACACCGCCUCCGAGCCGGGCGGCAGGGCCCCCCGCGGCAGCGGCUGCCCCGGCUCCGCGGGCUCCCCCCGCCUCAGGGAGCCCCGGUACCGGGUGGUGCUGCUGGGGGACCCCGGCGUGGGCAAGACCAGCCUGGUCAACCUCUUCGCCGGCGUCCAGGAGAGGGACCCGCUGGACCAGCACGGAGGGGUCGCGUACGAGCGCAGGCUGACCGUGGAUGGCGAGGAGACCACGCUGCUGGUGCUGGACACCUGGGAGUCAGAGCAGCGGGAUGAGGAGAGCCAGCGCCGCAGCCACUGCCUGCAGAUAGGGAACGCCUACAUCAUCGUUUACUCUGUCACUGACCGGGACAGCUUCGAGAGCGCCUCGGAGCUGCGCAUCCACCUGCGCCGGGCGCGCCAGGCCGAGGACAUCCCCAUCAUCCUGGUGGGCAACAAAACUGACCUGGUGCGCUGCCGGGAGGUGUCUGAGGAAGAGGGCCAGGCCUGUGCUGCUGUCUUUGACUGCAAGUUCAUUGAGACGUCAGCGGUUCUGCAGCACAACGUGGACGAGCUCUUCGAGGGCGUGGUGCGGCAGAUCCGCCUGCGCCAAGGGGGCAAAAAGUCCCACCUGCACCCCCCGCCCGGCCAGAAGCACAAGGAGAGCCUCGCCAGCAGAGCCCGGCACUUCCUCGACAGGCUGGUGACCAGGAACAGCAGCAAAGUGGCCCUCAAAGUCCGCUCCAAGUCCUGCCAUGACCUGUCUGUGCUCUGAGAGCCGCGCUCCUGUCCCACCCCGCGCGCCGCCUGGGACUCUGCUCUCUGCCAGCAGCGUGGCCAGUGGCCAGUGCAGAGCUCAGACUGGCCUGCAGUGAUGCUGAGCACGUGGAGCUGUUUUCACUGGUGCUGAGGGAUGAGAAGGUGCUCUGGAUCCAGCCAUUCCCCGCCAGGAGAGGGGAUAAGUGGGAUCAGGUCCGUGGAGUGGAGGAUGGGAUGGGUACCUGCACUUGGAGUGGUGAGGUUUUGGAUCACAGCUGCUCCUGCAGAGCCGGAGGUGAGGGGUGGCUGUGCCCCAGAGCUGGGCUGGAGGCUGCCAGGAGUGUGGCAGGUCCCACUCACAGUGCUGUCCUUCACAGGGCAGCAGGGACUGACAGGGGCACCGUGGCAUUGUCCACCUUGGACAGCCUGGAGCCUGGCUGGGAAGAGGGGGCAGGGGAGCACCAGCGGCAUCACCUGGCACCCUGACCCUGCUGUGCCAGGGCUCUGUGCUAUGUCUCACUGGCACCAGUGUGUUUCUGUGCUCUCUCUGUACUGGUGUGAUGGGGAAACCCUUGAUCUGCAGAAUAAACCACAUCAGGGA
Molecule: messenger RNA, 1467 nt
Organism: Melospiza melodia melodia
Lineage: Eukaryota; Metazoa; Chordata; Aves; Passeriformes; Passerellidae
Gene: REM1
Product: RRAD and GEM like GTPase 1
Exons: 4
Coding region: 16-882 (288 amino acids)
Biological process (GO): negative regulation of high voltage-gated calcium channel activity
Cellular component (GO): plasma membrane
Molecular function (GO): GTP binding; GTPase activity; calcium channel regulator activity
Source: RefSeq, a predicted model, not a curated record